Brassicogethes aeneus is the source of this 2417-nucleotide messenger RNA. NCBI's taxonomy places the organism in Eukaryota, Metazoa, Arthropoda, Insecta, Coleoptera, Nitidulidae. The record is from the annotation of a GenBank genome assembly.
AACCGUAAAAGAAAAUUCCCUCGAUUUGCAUGUGCCUUUCACAUUCCGGUAAAAUUAUCAGGAUUUGCGUGGCAUUUUGCAGUCAAUGAAAUUAAUCCGUACUAUUCGCCAGCUGCUUAAAUUUCAAGACGUUUUAAGAAGUUCCUGCUAUCUUCAGUGUUUUCCGAAUUUCACAAGUUACAGACAUUUUUACAUCAGCACUUCUGUUGACCAGAAGUGGGGCACAAAUAAAAAACAUAGAAACGUUAAGUUAAAUAUUUAUUUUGAUACGAUGGCAGAUCCCAAAAUUGAAGAGAUUUUGGCUCCUUUGAGAGCCAAUGUUAAAGAACAAGGUGAUCUUGUGCGUAAAUUAAAAGCUGAUGGGGCUCCAGAUUUGGAUGUGAAAAAGGCUGUGGCUGAACUAAAAGCCAGAAAAAAGAUUUUGGAGGAUAAGGAACUAAGUUUGGCUCCAAAUGCUACUUUUGAUAGGGCAAAAAUGGAGGAUCUCCUAAAAAGGAGGUUUUUCUAUGACCAAUCCUUUGCCAUUUAUGGAGGAAUCACUGGACAAUUUGAUUUUGGACCAAUGGGAUGUGCCUUCAAGUCAAAUUUACUUCAAGCAUGGAGACAGUUCUUUGUUUUGGAGGAACAGAUGUUGGAAGUGGAUUGUUCAAUUUUGACACCAGAACCAGUAUUAAAAGCCUCUGGACAUGUUGAUAGAUUUGCUGAUUUGAUGGUUAAAGAUAGUAAAAAUGGUGAAUGCUUUAGGUUGGAUCAUUUAAUUAAAGCUCAUUUGGAAAAAAUUGCUGCUGAUAAGAAAACAACUGCAGUAACUAAGGCAGAAUGUGAGGAUAUUGUUAUUAAAUUAGAUGGCAUGAAUAAGGAUGAAAUGGCUGCAGUUGUAAAAAAAUUCGAUAUGAAGAGUCCCUUAACUGGAAAUGAACUAACUGAACCAAUGGAAUUCAAUCUGAUGUUUGCCACCGAAAUUGGUCCUUCAGGAUUAGUGAAAGGCUUCCUAAGGCCAGAAACCGCUCAAGGAAUCUUCGUAAACUUUAAACGCCUCCUGGAAUUCAACCAAGGAAAACUCCCGUUCGCGUCGGCCCAAAUUGGUUUGGCUUUCCGUAACGAAAUCUCCCCAAGAUCCGGUUUAAUCAGAGUAAGGGAGUUCACGAUGGCCGAAAUCGAGCAUUUCUGCGAUCCCAGCGACAAGAGCCACUGGAAAUUCGACAGCAUUAGAGACACUGAAUUGCUGUUGUACUCCGCUUGCAAUCAGAUGGACGGCAAAGCCGCUGAGAGGACCAAGAUCGGGGAUGCUGUUGAUAGGAAAUUGGUGGCCAACCAAACCUUGGGAUACUUUUUGGCAAGAAUUCAAAAGUUCUUAACCAAAAUCGGUGUGGAUCCCGCUAGGCUAAGAUUCAGACAACACAUGUCUAACGAAAUGGCUCACUAUGCUUGUGAUUGCUGGGACGCCGAAAUUCUUACCAGUUAUGGUUGGGUGGAAUGUGUGGGCUGCGCAGAUAGAUCUGCGUACGAUUUAACGCAGCACACGCAAGCAACUGGUGUGAGAUUAGCCGCAGAGAAAAAAUUGUCGGAACCAAAAAUUGUUGAUGUUGUUGAGGCUGCUCCAAAUAAGGGAACCUUGGGAAAAGCAUUUAAGAAAGAUGCCAAGGCUAUUACUGAUGCAUUGGCCAACCUACAAAUCAAUGAUGUCGAAGAGUUGGGACAAAAUUUGGAAGGAAAAGGAUCUUAUGAGUUAUCAGUUGGUGACCAAAAAUUCACCCUCACCAAAGAUAUGUUGAGUGUGAAGCGUUACCAAAAAACUUUACACGUUGAAGAGAUCACGCCCAGCGUUAUUGAACCAUCUUUUGGUAUUGGAAGAAUUAUGUAUUCCGUUUUUGAGCAUAAUUUCAAAAUGCGGGAAAAUGAUGAACAAAGAACAUAUCUGUCUCUUCCAGCCGUUAUUGCUCCAUUAAAAUGCAGUGUUUUACCUUUGAGUGGCAAUGCUGAGUUUGUACCUUUUGUAAAGCAAUUAUCUGCUGAAUUAACCAAAGUUGAUGUAUCCCACAAAGUGGAUGAUAGUUCUGGUUCUAUUGGCAGAAGAUACGCCAGAACUGAUGAAAUUGCAAUCCCAUAUGGUAUCACAAUUGACUUUGAUACUCUUAAAGAGCCACACAGUGUAACUUUGAGGGAAAGAGACUCCAUGACCCAAGUUAGAAUACCGAUGAGUGAUGUUGCAACUGUGGUUCAUAAUUUGGCCUACAGUAAACAGGAAUGGAGUGAUAUUCAGAGCAAGUAUCCCAAGUUUGAGGCUCAAGAAAGUAAAGGAGUUUAAACUAAAUGAAUUUUAAGUAAAUAAUGCAUUUUUCUUAAUUAAUUAUGUUUUAAUUAAGCUUUAUAAGUAUUUAUUACCUAAUGAUUUUAAUAAAAUUAUGCUCAUUAUC